Molecule: messenger RNA, 1626 nt
Organism: Seminavis robusta
Lineage: Eukaryota; Bacillariophyta; Bacillariophyceae; Naviculales; Naviculaceae
Source: the annotation of a GenBank genome assembly
AUGUACAUCUCUUUGGUUGGACCCAAGCUUCAGGGCUAUCAAAAAUUGGAAGAAGUUGGACCCCAAGAACGCCCAUUGGUUGUGGCUGGUGCUGGAAUUUUCAUUGGUGGCCAGCAGUGGUUAUCGGGCUCCUUGCAAGUGCAAUGGGAAGAUUCCUUAGUUCACAAGCUUUGGCUGGAUGGCCUGGCCUUGACAAGCAUCCCUGAUGCCAUUGGGAUGACAUUGGGUGGACUCCUGAGCACGGGAUCUGAUGGAUGGUCUUUCAUUGAUGACAUGGACUCAGCUGGUACUCCUUUUGAGGGCAGUAGCAACACCAUCAGUAGCUCUGUAUUGGGCUUUCGGUACAUUGAUGGGAUGGGCCAACUCAGGGAAGCCUGGAAGAAUUCCACUGACAACGAGUUCCAAGCAUUUGGAGUUUCUUUAGGACUUGCUGGGAUCAUUUAUGAAGUUAUCUUGUCACCAGUUGAUGCCUACUGCAUCCAAUUGUCCUGUAUCAACACUGUGGCAUCGGUUUGCCCCAAACAGGAAGCGGUAAGAGGACAAUGGCAUGGAUUCUUGCGCAGUGGCAUUGACAAGUAUGACACACAGCAGGGAUUCAAGAAAACACUGUGGAAAGCAUCAAAAUCACCAGAAACAGGAGAGAUCGUUUGUGGGGAACAGCCUUCAUUGGGCAAUCAAACCUACCACGACAACAGCUUUCCGGUGAUUUUCUUUGAGCACCCCUACUCCAUGACAUCUUUCGAUUUCAUAACUGAGAUUGUAUCAUUGGCGCUUCGUUGGUUGUCACAAGAGUCCUGUCAAUCAAUUGAUGACCUCUGUGGUGAAACCACAAUUCGCCGGUACUUGGAAGGGAGACUGGGGGUACUGCCUGAAACACUUGGGGAAGAGCACUUGCUUGCAUUUGAGGGUUGUGCCAGGUCCUUGGUGGAGCAGAAGCGACUCAAGGCUCUAGGCCAGCGGCCUUCCUGGCAAAAAGAGUGGUGGGACAAGACAAUGCUUAUGGAAUGCUAUGGGAAGGUCAUGGACCACUUUGGCUUGUCCUCAGAUGAGGAGCAGCAAGGUGUUUACCGAUACUAUGAGGGCGCCUUUCUUCAUAGGGCCGUGCAUUUCCAUCCCCAGCACAACAUGGAAGUGUAUUUUCCAUUGGAAGACAACUCAAAGAGUGGUGAGGAGAUUCUUUGCCUAAUUGAAAGCUUCAUGGAGGAAGAGGGACAUGAUCGAGCCGGUCAGCAGGUAGACUAUUACUUUUCCAAGACCAAUGAUGACUUUUGGAUGAGCCCUGAGAAUGGCAAAUCACCGAUGGGGGGCAAUGCGACCAAUACGUAUACUCCAGGUGAAGUAUUGCGAGUCAAUAUCUACACUCACUGGGUUGUUCUUUCCCAAGACAAGCAUACCAAGUUUGAGCUCUUUCUCGAACAUUUUAAUUCACAGAACCUCACCUACACUCUGAACUGGGCAAAGGCUCUUCCCGUCAACCCAAGACUGUUGUCCCGUGUCCUCGAGAACUACCCUCAUCUCGAAGAAUGGAAGGCUUUUGUGCGUGCAAGGGAUCCUCAUGGUGUCUUUCUCUCUGACUACUGGCAAAAGAUAUUCUGGGCUGACAACUCAUCUAGCUUCUUGUCGUGA